This is a messenger RNA of Euleptes europaea (tarantolino), 714 nucleotides long. RefSeq names its product tetraspanin-36-like. The record is from RefSeq and is a predicted model, not a curated record. The coding region runs from base 1 to 714 and encodes 237 amino acids. Gene Ontology annotation, biological process: protein maturation; regulation of vascular endothelial growth factor signaling pathway; protein localization to plasma membrane. Gene Ontology annotation, cellular component: membrane. Lineage: Eukaryota; Metazoa; Chordata; Lepidosauria; Squamata; Sphaerodactylidae. The transcript has 6 exons.
AUGUUGUGGUUUGCUUUAUGUUUUAAGGGCGCUGCAGCUGGACUCGCUUACGUCGGCAGUUAUGUUCUUAACGCCUACAAGACCUACGACCCCUUUCACCAGGACGAAUAUGCCAUUCUGCCCGCUGUCAUUAUCAUUUGUGUUGCUGUGGUGAUGUUCGUCAUCGGGCUGAUCGGAUGCUGCUCCACCCUCCGCGAGUCCCGGGUUGGCUUGGGAGUGUUCUUGUUCAUUAUCCUGCUGAUCUUCAUCGCGGAGGUGUCAGCAUUUGUCCUUGGAUUCGUUUACAGAUCAAGGGUUAAAAGUGAUUUCCGCGAACCGCUGCAACAAGUUUUCAAAGAGUACGAUGGGAAUAAUUCCCAGUCUCAUAUGGUAGACUAUUUACAGAACGAGCUUCAGUGCUGCGGCGUCAGCAACUAUACAGACUGGAUUGGCAGCACCUGGUACAACACCACCGGCAACAACAGCAUUCCCAUUAGCUGCUGCAAGCAAGCAUUUAAAAAGAACUGCACAGGACGAGUGAGCGAGCUACAGUAUCUCAAUACCGAGGGCUGCGCAGACCAAAUGAUCUUUGCAAUAGAGAGUGUUCUCAGCUACGCUAUGCUGGUUGUUUUGGGGUUUGCCAUCGUGAAGUUCUUUGGGAUGAUGAGCGUCUGUGUGCUGACCUGCCGGAGAGAUAACGGUUACGACCGCUUGAACUCAGGGGUGUUCGCGUGA